UCCUGUCACCCCUUUUCCUUUCUCCUCCGCGCUUCCUGGCUAGGCAUGGCCUCUUUCUUGGACCUGGAGAGCAUGGCUGACGAAGCUACGCCGCCAAUUUGCACCGGCCGUUUCGUGUUCGGAUGCGAGCUGAACAGCAGUGUCCGUUCCUAUACUUUCAAAGUCUCGGAAGAAGAUGAUUCAGAUCAUUUCCUAGCUCUGAAUAUGGCUUGUCUGUCUGAGGGCGCCAAAGAUGAAUGCAACGUUGUGGAGGUGGUAGGUCGUGAUUAUCAGAACAAGGAGGUUGCUGUGCCUGUGGCCAACCUGAAGCUGUCGUGCCAGCCCUGGUUGUGUUUAAAUAAUUUUGAGUUCCAGCCCCCAGUGACCUUUCGUCUACGCUCAGGAUCUGGCCCUGUUCAUCUUGCAGGACAACAUCAAAUCUUUCACAGGAAGGAUCUCUCAGAUGAUGACUUCAUUGAUGACGAAGAGGAAUCCGUUGAGGAGGAAGAGCUUUCUCCUAUCAAGCCAGCUAAGAAGCAACAGAAGUCAUAGCUGAGCUUCCCUGGGAGUAACUCUCCAGAUGCCUGAGAAUACUCACCCUGAGUGGAGUAUUAUGCAGUUUUGUUUUGUUUUUCUGGUUUUCACUAAUUAAGCUUGUUACCUCAUCGUAAGAUGCCACAAGCAGUUCUCCAUUCCCAGCAAUGGCACUGACAUUUAAAAAUCAAACUGCCUUUUCAAGUAAAGGCUGUGAGCAGGAAAUGGUCUACCACUAUGUCUUUUUGCUCUUUAACCCUAUCUCUGGUUUUAUAUUCUAAAUAAUCUAGCAUGGUAGUGUGGAACAGAACUUGCUAUAGCAGAUAGACGAGGAAAGUAGCCAUCUGCAGGACUACGGUAGGGACCCUCCAGUGCGCAGCUCUCCUUGUCAUGGUACUGUUACAGACCUAUGUGCCGAUCUUGGAGAACUGGCAAUCAUGGCAGCAGCCUGACUAAGUUGGUCUGGGAUCUUUGCUUCUCCCCAAGGCAUGAGGGGCGGUAGAGCUACCUGGGUGUGGUUAGCUGUGGAGCUAAAGAAAUGGGUGCCCAUGUCCCGGAUGUGGAUGCUGCCGCGAUCGGGACUUUUGUUUGUGACAGUUGCUACAGAUUUUAAUUUAUCGAGAUGCAACUGGUGCUGAAUUGAAAAGCUCACUCAAUCUGGUGGCUGUUAGAAGUAACAGAUGCUGCUGCUUCUGUGGAAAAAACUGAGGAGUUGCUGGAAAACUGAAAGUAUAUAAUUCCCGCUCUUGAAAAAAAAAUUAAUACUGUGAUGCUUCUUAAGAUUUUCUUGAUACUAAGAAAACUGUCCAGUUAUAAGCCCUUUGCUCCUGAUGGUAUUUAUUUCCUCCAAGUAAAAAGCAGGGGCUGUUCUUUUCCAAAUGCGUUUUUAUAUCUGUUUUUAAGGUUAAUUUUUUUUAGUGAACAUUAUCUAUUUCUCAGGGAAUGCUACUGAGUCCAUUUUACUAAUCUUGUGUGACUCCUAAUCUUACUUUUAUAUGAGCCACAUUCUCUGCAGUAGUAGAUAUAUUUCAUAGUUAUUGAAGAUACUUUCUGGAUUCACUUUUUGAGAAAAAAUAAAGAUGUAUUUUUUAAUUUCAUAAAAUCUGAAACAUUGCUCACUAUUGGCCAGGUGGGGGUUACUACAACUUAUAAUUCAGUACCAGCUGGAGAGAAACAGGUUCUUGCCCCUUGAUAGGUAAUUGAGAAGGCUGCCUGUAUAUUUUGCCCUUGUUAACAGUGUCCUACUUUUUUUGAAUAAACAUGUUUGUUAUA
Python bivittatus (Burmese python) is the source of this 1785-nucleotide messenger RNA. It is a transcript of the gene NPM3, whose product is annotated as nucleophosmin/nucleoplasmin 3. Gene Ontology annotation, biological process: chromatin remodeling. Gene Ontology annotation, cellular component: nucleoplasm; nucleolus; cytoplasm. NCBI's taxonomy places the organism in Eukaryota, Metazoa, Chordata, Lepidosauria, Squamata, Pythonidae. Gene Ontology annotation, molecular function: chromatin binding; RNA binding; histone binding. The record is from RefSeq and is a predicted model, not a curated record.